AUGUUUUCAGGCCCAGUGAAGUACAUUGACGAAGAGAGGUUCUGUGAGGAAUAUGAAAAAGCCGAAAAGAAAUUAAACGAGUCAGAAGAUUAUGACUCAGCAGUUAAAUUAAUCAGGCUUAACUCAGAGGAGUACAAGGCAUUUGGCAUAAUAAGACAACAAAUCUCUUCAAUAAAUUAUUCCGACCAGAUUAGCCUUACACAAGAGAUCAUACGCUCCAAUCCUAACUCAUUUUGUGCAUGGCAGCAUAGAAUGCACCUGCUCCUAAGGACAGACUCCCUGGGAAAGUCAAUUUUCACAGCAGGCACGUCAGAUUUAGAGUUCAUACACAGUGUUCUGCAGACUAACCCUAGGAACUUUCAUCUGUGGGUGUAUAUCUCGCUGAUUUACAGGUACUCUGAGGAUAUUGUUCAUGAACAGCUAUCAAAAUGCAUCUCCAAUUAUAGCGCGUAUUUUGGUCUUAUUGAAACACAAGCAUUCGAGAAAAUUUCAGAGACAGAGAUGAAAAAUAUUAUUUUCACAGACCCAGAGAUUUCUUCACCUUUUGUGUUCAUUCGGAUGGUGGAAAUAUCAAAGAGACUGAACAGAGGCAAUGCAUUUUUGAUGGUCUACCCUGGAAAGAUGGAUAUUUACUUGGGGGUUUCAAAUAAAACACGGGUCUAUUUGGAGUGUAAUGAAAGAACAACCGAAUACUUAGCUGAUUUCAAGAAAAUAAUCACAAUAAACCUCUCAAAGGAAAUGAAAUUUGAAGAUAUUUCUUCAUUCAUUAUAAAGACAAAAGGACAGAGACCAGUGAAAAUAGACCUAAAAAACGAGUACAUCCCAGAAGUACCUGCGUAUAUUGACGAGUUUCUAUCAAAGUAUGAGUCUGUGAAUGCACUAAUGACAAAGCUGCUCUUCACCAUAUCAGACACAGAGAGGCGCAGCGUAAUAGAAAGCCUAUUAAAACUAGAUCCACGCAGAAACCAAAUGUAUCUGGAGCUAAAGCAAGGAUAUAAGAUAUUCAGAGGAAAUUAG
Molecule: messenger RNA, 1017 nt
Organism: Nematocida ausubeli
Lineage: Eukaryota; Fungi; Microsporidia
Exons: 1
Coding region: 1-1017 (338 amino acids)
Biological process (GO): protein prenylation
Cellular component (GO): cytoplasm
Molecular function (GO): protein prenyltransferase activity
Source: RefSeq, a predicted model, not a curated record